AUGGGAAAGUGGGUUGCGGAGGUAUCUGCCCUAAGAACGAAAGGCCAAAUUUGGGUAGGAACAUUUAACACUACUGAAGAAGCUGCUUUGGUUUACAAUAAGGCAACUAUUUCAAUCAGAGGUGUUUAUGUUGUGACAAACAUUAUCAAGCCAACACCAAGAGACCUGGCACCAGCAGAAAUCACCUCCAUCAAUCCACCAUCAAAGGAUAUCGAUUUCAUAAACCUACCAUCUUCAUCCUUAGACGGUGAUAGGAUUUAA
Messenger RNA from Solanum stenotomum, 261 nucleotides. Its product is annotated as ethylene-responsive transcription factor ERF112-like. The transcript has a single exon. The record is from RefSeq and is a predicted model, not a curated record. Bases 1 to 261 code for a protein of 86 amino acids. Gene Ontology annotation, biological process: regulation of DNA-templated transcription. NCBI's taxonomy places the organism in Eukaryota, Viridiplantae, Streptophyta, Magnoliopsida, Solanales, Solanaceae. Gene Ontology annotation, molecular function: DNA-binding transcription factor activity; DNA binding.